ACGACGCACGUGCGAGCAGCGCCUGUGGGACAUGAAGGCCGCCGGGGGGACCGACUUCUACCUCUGCGAGGUUUACCCCUGCCACCCCCUGCCGCCCCUGCCGCCCCUGCCACUCCUGCCGCCCCUAUCACUCCUGCCGUCCGUGCCGCCCCUGCCACCCCUGCCACCCAUUGCUGUGUGCUUCACUGCGAUUCCAUGCGCUUCGCCUCAUUGCCUCGUCAAUCAAGCACGGAGCACUGCUAUCCCCAUUCUUUCCAUGCCAUCUCGCCCCUCGAGGUCGUGAGCAGUGACAUGAUCAUAGACGCGCGCUACAAGGGCAACCUCUCGCGCCUCAUCAACCACUCCUGCAACCCCAACUGCGAACUGCAGAAGUGGCAGAUGGAUGGGGAGGUGCGCAUAGGCGUGUGCACGCUGCGCGCAGUCAGCAAGGGGCAGUUCCUCACAUACGACUACCAGUUCAUAGGGGAAGGGGAAGCGCGGAGGCAGAGGGGAAAAGGGGACGGAAUAAAAGGGGAAGGGAGGGGGAAGACUGUGGUGGAUGUGUGUGGGGGAGUCGUAACAGGGGGCAGCGGCGGCAGGCAGGGCGGGGUGAGGGGAAGAGGACGGGGAAGAGGAGGUAGUAUGGGGCAGCAAGGAGCAGUGGGCGUGGGGAGAGGAAGCGGGAGGGGAAGAGGGCGAGGCAGGUGGGAGGUGGGAGGAAGGGAGUGUGGAGAGAGGGGUGGUGGCAAGAUGGGGAGAGGCAGGGGUGUUUCUGCAGGAGGUGCAGCAGUGCCGAUUGCCUUGGGGAGGGCUAAGAGUAUGGCUCUAGAGGCGGAUGAGGAGGAGGAGGAGGACGUGGAGGAGGAAGGAGGAGGAGAGGAGGAGGAGGCAGAUGAGGAGGAAGAGGAGGAGGAUGAAGAGGAAGGAAUGAGGGAGGAAGAGGGAGAGGAAGAGGAAGAGGAAGAGGAGGAAGUGGAGGAAGAUGAGGAAGUGGAGGAAGAGGAAGAGGAAGAGGAAGAGGAAGAGGAAGAGGAAGAGGAAGAGGAAGAGGAAGAGGAGGAAGAUCUGCAGGAGCGCGGGGAAGAGAUAUCUGGGGAGGGGCGUCGUGGGAGCAGGCGCCUCAUUCCGGGGCCGGGGUGGGCCCCGGUGCCCCUGCUGCGGCACCAGCGCAAGCGCCAGGCACGAGGAGUGCGAGGGGGCAUGCGCAGUGAUGUGCGCGGUAGCACUGCUGGCGCUGCUGCUGGGGGCAGCACCGCUGCUGGGGCCACCGGUGGGGAGGGCGGCGAGGGGGAGGGAGGUGGCAGGAGGGCGCAGGAGGGAUCGUGUGUGACGUCAGUGGCUGCGCUGGGGGCCGUGCUGCUGUGGCGGUGGGUGGGUGCGCUGGCGGGCAGGGGGACGUGGGCGGAGUGGGUUUCUUGCUGUCCUGCCUCUCACUGCCACCUCUGUGCUGCUGCUGCGGUUGCUGCUGGUGGUGGUGGCUUCAAAGUACCUGCUGGGCCUUGUUUGGCUGCUGCUAGUGCCGGCCCUUAUUCUGCUGUUGCAGCUGCUGCUGCCGUGGGAAGAGGAGCAGUGGGAUAUAGUGGGAGCAGACAGACGGAAAGACGGAGGAAGCGGAUUCAGACGGAGGGGUGUGACGCUGCAGAGGGGCUAGUGGGGGAGAGUUUCUGUGCAGCAUGCACAUGCAGAGGCGCGGAUGGUGCAGGGGGGUGCACACAGGGGCGUGCACACAGGGGGGUGCACACAGGGGGCGUGCACACAGGGGGCGUGCACACAGGGGGGGUGCACACAGGGGGCGUGCACACAGGGGGCGUGCACACAGGGGGCGUGCACACAGGGGGCGUGCACACAGGGGGCGUGCACACAGGGGGCGUGCACACAGGGGGCGUGCACACAGGGGGCGUGCACACAGGGGGCGUGCACACAGGGGCAAGGACUCCUGUGGUGAUAGCGCAUGAGCACAUGUGGCGCAUGGCUACGGAUCAACGGCCAGGAUUGCAGGGUGUGGCGGUGGAGGGAGCGGGACAGACGGUGCCGAGGAGCGGGUGGCAGAAGCAGGCUCUCUCUCUCUGCUCCCACCUGCCCCUCGUGGCCCCUCGUCGCCCCAUGAUGCAUGCGGGGUCCGCCACUGGCAAUGGCGCGCUGGCAGUGGGUGCACACGUGGACACUGCUGGUUGCACUGAUGUGACACGUCAGCAGGAAAGGGAAGGGGAUGGGGGACGCUUGGGGGGAGAGGAGGGGAAGAGAGACGGAAAGGAGGGGAUGUUUGAAGGUAGAGAAGGGAAAGGGGAGAGAGGGAGGGGGAGAGGAGUGAGAAGGGGUAGAGGAGGGAGAGGAGGGAAGGGAGGGAGAGGAGGGAGACGAGAUGGAAGAGGGAGCAAAGGCAGCGAUGGGAGAGAGGAUGUGGCUACAGGUGACCUCAAGGGGCUUGGCGUUGCUGCUGCUGCUGCUGCUGCUGCUGCUACUGCUGGUGGUGACGCCAGUGCUGCUGCUGCUGCUGCUACUGCUGGUGGUGACGCCAGUGCUGCUGCUGCAUGCGGGCAGGGCAGGAGAGGGGGCAUGUCUUGCGCUCGAGCAGCAGGGCCGGGCCGAGGGGGAAGUGGCAGCAGCAGACACGCAGCAGCUAGAGUGGUGGCAGCUGCAAUGACUCGCGUGGCGAGGGGAGGGCGGGAGGGCGAGGAGGGCGUGGAGGGCAGGCGGGGGGAGGGAGGGGAGGGAGAGGAGGGCGGGGGAGGGGGCGGAGGGGCGGGGGGCGCGUGGUGGGGCGGGGGUGGGGGGCGAGGGGGCGCGGAGGCGGAGGGGGGUGCGGGAUGCCAUGCUGGAGCGGCUGAGCCAGGCGCUGGUGGGGCAGCGCGUGCAGCUCUGGUGGCCCCUGGAACAGAGGUGGGAGGGGGGGGGGGUGAGGAAGGGCUGACGAGAGAUAGAGGAGGGAGAGUGCGGCGGAUGGGUGGGCGGUUACCAGAGGUGGUGUGGUUCUUCGCAGGCACGGUUAUGGGCUUUGACCCCGCCACCAUGAAGCACCAUCCAGCCCUCCUCUCCCCUGUCUUCCACCCGCACUCCUCUCCUCCUCUCCCCCGCCUCCCUUCCCCGCUUCCUCCCCCUGGUCCAUACACUCACACUCUAAAGGCCUCACCAACCCUCCCUCCCCUCUUCUCCCCUUCCCCUCCCCCUUAUCUCCCUCCCCUCUUCCCCCCUUCCUUCCCUCCCUUCCAACCCCCUCGCUCCCUCCCCUCCUCCCUUUCCUCUGUUCGCAGGUUCGGGGCUGAGCCGGGCGGAGCAGGAGGCGCUGGCACGGCAGCAGGCGCUGGUGGGGCGAAGGGUGGAAGUGUGGUGGCCGCUGGAACAGAGGUGGCUCUUCAACCAUGCAUGAUGUCACCCACCCCCUCUCUUCCCAUGCUCUCCUCUCAUUUUACCCUUGUCUUUGAUUGUCUCGUGGGGCACCUCGCCACUGGCAUCACUGCUUCCCUUGACCCGCCCAAACCCCCUGCCAUUCCACCUGUUGUGGUCUUGUGCCACUGUUCGCUUCCUCUCCUGAUAAUGCUCCGUCCCUCGUUGCCUGCCCUCCCUAGCAGGUUCUUCAAGGGGGUCAUUGGCGGCUACGAUGCUUCCACUCUCAAGCACAGGGUGCGUGCCACCUGCCAUGUGCCACCCACCUGCCAUGUGCCACCCACGUGCCAUGUGCCACCCACCUGCCAUGUGCCACCCACGUGCCAUGUGCCACCCACGUGCCAUGUGCCACCCACGUGCCAUGUGCCACCCACGUGCCAUGUGCCACCCACGUGCCAUGUGCCACCCACGUGCCAUGUGCCACCCACGUGCCAUGUGCCAGUGUUCUCGCAGUGGUGGCAUAUGAUGAUGGUGACGUGGAGCACGUAUCUUUGCGUGCGGAGCGGUGGCGCUUUGAGAGACAAACGGUGCCACCCACUGCCUGCUACUCGUUGCCCUUCUCCUGGCGAUCCGAGGUUUGUUUCUAAUCUCUCGCUCUUCCCUCCCCGUCGCCACCACAUUUCCUCUCCCUACCCCCAAUGUCAUCACUCGGCAUGCUGCCUGCAUCCCGUGCUCCCCUCUAUCGCUUGCCCCCCUUUUUCAGCCCGCUCACCGUGCAUGGUGGUACAGCACGACUCUAACACACUAGGACUCACGCUCCCUGCUUGCACUCACGCGCCCCCUCUCCCUUCCGCUCUCCCCCCCCCCACCCUGUUCCCCCUCCCCCCUUCCCCCUCCUCCGUUCCCCAUCGCCUGUCUCCCCUCCGGCUGUCCCUUCCCCCCCCCAGCCACUGA
Messenger RNA from Closterium sp. Naga37s-1, 4257 nucleotides. NCBI's taxonomy places the organism in Eukaryota, Viridiplantae, Streptophyta, Zygnematophyceae, Desmidiales, Closteriaceae. The record is from the annotation of a GenBank genome assembly.